Molecule: messenger RNA, 3636 nt
Organism: Dromiciops gliroides (monito del monte)
Lineage: Eukaryota; Metazoa; Chordata; Mammalia; Microbiotheria; Microbiotheriidae
Gene: SPRY3
Product: sprouty RTK signaling antagonist 3
Exons: 2
Coding region: 380-1246 (288 amino acids)
Biological process (GO): negative regulation of fibroblast growth factor receptor signaling pathway; animal organ development; negative regulation of Ras protein signal transduction
Cellular component (GO): cytosol; membrane
Source: RefSeq, a predicted model, not a curated record
GCCCCCUGAUUUAUAUCUCUAUGUAAAACCUAUACAAAGUAUCUGCCAGUAACAGGUCUCGAAUUUUUUUUCCCCUCCCACUCUGCUGUGUCAGAGGAACGCAGACAGAAGUACCUCUGUUUCGGGCUCCACCGCUGGAGGAGGAGUUUUCAUUCAGACUUUCUGAAGAGGUGGAGAUACUGAGAGACUCACCAGAAAAGGUCCCCUGAGCCAGCCUGGGGAUUCAGUCUUUUUCCUGCUCCUGUUCGCCAUGGACCUGCCUUCCUCUCCAAGCUUUUCAGAUGUGCCCUGAUGCCUACAUAACUGCAAGCCCUCCCUCCUCUUUACCACCAGAGUGCCACCCUCACUCAACUCCAAAGAAUUCAAGAGCCAAGACAACAUGGAUGCCCCAAUAACAGACGAUUUUCCUCAAACCCUGCCCAUUGAGCAACUCUGCUCCAUCCAUGUCAGCAAUGAGUAUGUGGAACGACCUGCCAUCUCCUGCCAACAGACCCUGUCCAGUUCUUCCCUUGCCCAGCAGGCUCACAAGUCCGACUGGUCCCUGUCUACUCUACCCUCUGAUCUGCCUCGAAGCCUCAGCCAAUGCCGCCAGCUUCAGCUGUUGCCGCAGCAUCUGAGCCAACCCAGCCUUGCCAGCUCCUUAUCCCACACCACCAUCACCUCCGACCAAAGGCUUCUGAGCAGCAUCACUCCAUCACCCUCGGAUCACUCCCUUAUCUGUACCCAGCCUCAAGCUGGGGCCUUGAAAGUGGAGGAGUCUCAGAAAGGUGCAGCAGAGAAGCUGUCCCUCCAUACUGGUGGGCACCUCUUCAUUUGUGAAGAGUGUGGCCGUUGCAAAUGCAUCCGCUGCACGGCCACACGCACCCUACCCUCCUGCUGGCUCUGCAAGCAGCGCUGCCUCUGCUCCCCAGAGAGCCUGCUCGACUACAGCACAUGCCUCUGCUGCGUCAAGGGUAUCUUUUACCACUGCUCCACAGACGACGAAGACAACUGUGCUGAUGAGCCCUGCUCCUGUGGGCCUGGAUCCUGCUGUGCCCGCUGGGCGGCCAUGAGCCUCCUGUCACUGGUCAUGCCUUGCCUGUGCUUGUACCCUCCAGCUCGAGGAUGUCUCAAGUUGUGCCAGCAAGGCUACGAUGGCCUCCGGAGACCAGGCUGCCGAUGCAAGAGCCACACCAACACUGUUUGCAGAAAGAUCUCCUCUUCCAGCGGAGCCUCCUUCCCCAGGACCAUGGAGAAGCCGGUGUAAAUGCCUUGCAGCCUCCCCCAGCCCCUUCUCUCCCCCUCCCCCUUCACUCUACAGGAAAGAAGGCUGGGGGGUCAGAGAAAGCAACUAGCCAGGACUCAAGGGCUUGCCCCCAUCAAUCCUGCCAUGCCCUGGGGCUGGCCAAGUGCAUCUUGAGUCCUAGGCAGCUUGUCCUUCCCUCAUCGGCUCUGUGCGCCCCCCCACUCCUGCCUUAGCCUCCCCACCCCCACUCACCUCUCAGCUUGCCCUGCCCCAAAGCAAAAAAUUAAUUAAAAAUCAGAUGAUCCAAAGACAUGGGACCUGCACAUUGAAGACAAAUUGAGCCAGCUUCUGGCCAUCUGCCCAUGGCCUCCUCAGCACUGUGUGGCAAACAGGAGGCUCCCUGACCCAGCCUCCUUCCACACUGGACUCAUUUCCCCAGUGCCUUCGGGGGCUUUCUCCUGAGAUGGCUUCCGACGUGUACCUAAUCUAAUUGUUCUUCCCCUCUCUUCAUCCUUGCCUUUCUCAUUCUCUCUCUUCCGCUUCUGUACUCCAUUCUCUCGUUCUCAACCUGCCCCAUCAUCCUCUCCUUGCUCUCUCAUCCUCUCCUUGCUCGCUUCUUUCUCCAUCAUCUCCUCCCUGUUCUUUCUUUCCCUCCCACUCUCUCAUUCUCUCUCUAUCCCCCCUUAUCCUACAUCCCCUUUACCAUCUCUCCUCUCAGUUCCCUUCCCUUGCCCCCACCUCAUUCUUCAUCCCUUCCCAAUUUCCUAAUCCCCUCCCUUACUCCACUUCAUCCCUCAUUUCUUGGCUUUUCCUUUUUCUCCUCACUCUCCCUCAUCUUCUCUUUCCUACCUCAUUUCCCCUCAUUCCCUUCUCCAUCCCUCCUCCCCAUUCAGUUUCCUCAUCCCUCAACCCCCCAUGCUCCUCCAUCUUCCAGUUCCUUAAUCCCUUGUCUCUUCCCUUACCCAACCUGAUCCUUUAUCUUUUCCCCUCGCCUUGGCUUUUCCAUUCUUUUCUUGUCCCAUGUCACCUUUGCUACCCCUUGUCCCAGCCCAACACCUUCAACCCUCCUCCCCCAUCUCCUCAUCACCUCCUUACUGCCUCCCCCACUUCUUCCUCAUGCCUUCUUCCCUACCCCCUCUUUCUCUAGCACCUUCAGGAGUGGGGUUUCCCCAAAUACCUUCCCUUUGCUUUCUUCCCUUUGCUGUGCUAUUACCCAGUCUUGCAAAAGAAGAAGGAUUCAUGUGAUAUAUUAACCAAGAAGCCUGCCUGAAAUCCAGAUGUGUGAGUGUGUGUGUGUGUAUAUGCACUGCACCCACCAUACCCACACAUCUCAAGGCAUAUGGGAUCAGGAUAAAGUAAUCCAGGCUUGGUCAGCUGGAGUCUUGUCCUUUUCCCCCCAAACUGGAUGGCCUUGGGCAGUAAAGGGUGGAAUCCGAAGCCCUUCUCUAGAUAUCAAUAAUCUUAAGACUGCAAGAUUUCUGUUCUGUGACUGGAACUCUGGACUGGAAAGGACUUUAAAGAUCUUGCAACCCAUUUGACAGAUGAGGAAACAGAGUCCCUGAAAGGGAACAUAGCAUGUUCAAAGCCACGUGGGACAAUUGUGAUAGAGCUGGGAUGAAGACACGGGUCUCCAUUCUCCCAGACUGGUGCUCUUUCCUGGCACCACAUCAGGCAUCUUCUUGCCUGGCCCUCCAUUAGUAGGGGCAAAAUACAGCCUCCACACAGAAACCAGGGAGAAGUGAAUCAAUGGUUGCUGUCCAAUGUCUGUUGGAUACUUCUCCAUUUGUGAAGUGUUAAGUAUCACUCACAGGCAGCUCCAUUGGCAGGGCCAAGGUUGCAGUUCAUUGCUUAGGAGGAGCUGGCAUCACCCUUUGCCCUUCUCGAUGACCAAGGGUGGCCUGUUGGAAGACUGAACACAAGGACUCCAAAAGAAGACCUUGCCGUGUCAUCUCUCCUAUGGUUCCCCAAACUGACUUUGCCCCCCCCAUGUCCCAUAGCCUCUGAAGAGGCACUGGCCAAUGCACCUGGUAGCUCGGAACCAAAUUCCAAGGAAAAAGAAAAGUUGCAGAUGCAAAAGUACAAGGUCCCAGGUAUGUAAGACAGGAUGUACCUCCCUCUUCCCUAAAUUGAACUCAGAGUACCCAGGCUAAACUUCCUUACUUGUGAGAGACUGCCUCUACAGUUCUCCAAUUGGUCAAGAUCACAUACUGUGGAAGGACAGCAGGGGUCACUCCUAAUGAGGGUUACUGGGAGGAGAAAUUCUCCAGUGCCAUAGCUUUCCCCCUGUAGUGGGCUUAAAGUUUUCACAAAAGGAUUCCAAGGGGGAGGUUACCUUCUCCAAAAAGAGGAGCUCCAGCCUGGCUUGCUGCUUACCUGUUCCAUCCAUACAGCUCAUGCUUUCCAAAAUGGAU